ACCCUCUGCCUCUCCCCUGGGCGCUGCAGGAAGUGGAGCUGCGGUUGCUGGGAGAGGCGGCCUGUCAGUGUCUCUAUAGCCGACCUGGCCCCUUCAACCUCACUUUCCAGCUACUGCCAGGGAUGCUGUGUGCUGGCUACCCAGAGGGACGCAGGGACACCUGCCAGGGUGACUCCGGAGGACCUCUGGUCUGCGAGGAAGGCGGCCGCUGGUUCCAGGCGGGAAUCACUAGCUUUGGCUUUGGCUGUGGGCGGAGAAACCGCCCUGGGGUCUUCACCGCUGUGGCUCCCUAUGAGGCGUGGAUACGGGCUCGGGUGAUGGGCUCAGAGCCUGGGCCUGUCUUUCCCCGCCAGCCGCAGCAGCCCCAGUCAGGCCCCCCGGCGCCCGGGGAGGAGAACUGCACCAUCGCGCUGCCAGAGUGCGGGGAGGCUCCGAGGCCCGGGUCUUGGCCCUGGGCAGCCCAGGUGACGGUUCCAGGAUCCAGACCCUGCCACGGGGCGCUGGUGUCUGAAAGCUGGCUCUUGGCUCCUGCCAGCUGCUUCCUGGACUCGGGCGCCUCGGACAGCCGGCCCAGCGACCUGGACGCCUGGCGGGUGCUGCUGCCCUCGCAACCGGCGCCCGGCCCCAGCGCGCAGCUGGAAGCCGAGCUUUUGAGCGGCUGGUGGUGUCACUGCCUAUACGGCCGUCAGGGGGCGCCAGUGCCGCUGGCGGGCGACCCGCCGCGCGUGCUCUGCCCCGCCUACCAGGAGGAGGAGGAGGCGGGCCGCUGCUGGAAUGACUCCAGCUGGAGCCUGGUGUGCCGGGAGAAGGGGACCUGGUUCCUGGCCGGAAUCAGAGGCUUCUCUGGUGGCUGUCUCCGUCCUCGAGUCUUCUCCCCGCUGCAGACGCACGGCCCCUGGAUCAGCCACGUGACGCGGGGAGCCUACCUGGAGGACCAGCUAGCCUGGGACUGGGGCCCCGAGGGCGAGGUCACUGAGCCACAGACCUGUCCCCCUCACACAGAGCGCGGUGCCUGCGGCCUGCGGCCAGAGUCUGCUCCAGCUGGGGUGCUUUGGCCCUGGCUGGCAGAGGUACAUGUGGCUGGUGACCGAGUCUGCACUGGGAUCCUUGUGGCCCCAGGCUGGGUCCUGGCAGCCACCCACUGUAUCCUCAGAGCGGGCUCUACAACAGUGCCUUACGUUGAAGUCUAUUUGGGCAGGGCAGGGGCCAGCCCCGUCCCACAGGGCCAGCAGGUGUCCCGCUUGGUCAUCAGCAUCCGCCUGCCCCGGCACGUGGGACUUGGGCCCCCCCUGGUCCUGCUGGAGCUGAGCUCCCGGGUGGAGCCUUCGCCGUCUGCCCUCCCCGUCUGCCUCCACCCCGGGGGCGUCCCCCCAGGGGCCAGCUGCUGGGUGCUGGGCUGGAAGGACCCUCAGGACCGAGUCCCUGUCGCCGCGCCUGUCACCAUCCUGACACCACGACUCUGUCACUGCCUGUACCAGGGCAUUCUGCCUCCUGGGACCCUCUGUGUCCUCUAUGCAGAGGGCCAAGAGGACAAGUGUGAGGUGACCUCGGCACCACCCCUCCUGUGCCAGACUGAGGGAGGCUCCUGGGUCCUCACGGGCCUGGCUGUCCGGGGGAGCCGGGAGCUGUUUGCAGCCAUUGGCCCAGAAGAGGCCUGGAUCUCCCAGACAGUCGGAGAGGCCCACUUCCUGCCCCCCAGUGGCCCGCCCUACUGGCUCACGGAAGGCAGUGACCUGUGUCCCCCAGACCUGGCGGGGGCCUCGGGCGCCCCCGGAGCUGCCGCUCUGUUCCUGCUGCUCCUGCCUCCCCUGAUCCAGGGCUGGUGAGCCCGCCUCCCACAGCCACGUCUUCCCUGCCGCCGCCAGCAGGGCAGGAAUGUGGCUGGACCAGCCAGCUGCAGGCUCGUGGGGCGCCCAUGCAUCCACCGAGCACCUCACCUGGACUGCCGCCUCCCGUGAUUGGGCCUCAGUGCUGGCUAUUUUGGGCCCAGGAAUCCUCGGGGAGGAGGCGCAGAUAAUAAAGGCGUAAACACAGA
Molecule: messenger RNA, 2035 nt
Organism: Chinchilla lanigera (long-tailed chinchilla)
Lineage: Eukaryota; Metazoa; Chordata; Mammalia; Rodentia; Chinchillidae
Gene: Prss36
Product: protease, serine, 36
Biological process (GO): proteolysis
Molecular function (GO): serine-type endopeptidase activity
Source: RefSeq, a predicted model, not a curated record